Molecule: messenger RNA, 2667 nt
Organism: Anopheles marshallii
Lineage: Eukaryota; Metazoa; Arthropoda; Insecta; Diptera; Culicidae
Gene: REPTOR
Product: protein CREBRF homolog
Exons: 5
Coding region: 1-2667 (888 amino acids)
Biological process (GO): regulation of transcription by RNA polymerase II; response to unfolded protein
Cellular component (GO): nucleus
Molecular function (GO): DNA-binding transcription factor activity, RNA polymerase II-specific; RNA polymerase II transcription regulatory region sequence-specific DNA binding
Source: RefSeq, a predicted model, not a curated record
AUGAUGAGUAGCUUCGGCGGCUUGCAGAGUGGAGGCGGCCUUAACUACACCGGCAUCGACUGUGUUGACGCAGGAAGCCUUUCGAUCGUAAAGCAGGAACCCACGGUACACACGCUUACUACCGCAGACGGUGGAACGAACGCCGGCGGCCACAACCACCAUUUCCAACAGACAACUUUCAUGAUGGAUGCACUGAGCAGCAACCCGAUGUUGACGACGGCCUCGAUGCCGAUACCGUCCCGCAACACCAGCCACCAGCGCAUGAUGCAGUCGGAUCUAGAUUUUGCAAACGAAAUGGACCAGUUCCGCAGUUCCGGUCAGCUGCUGCACGAUGUGGGUGCGAUGACGACCGGCGGUAAUAAUGCCGGAGGCUUCCAGCCGGGCAGUCUUCCGACACAGCUGGACGGUAUGUUUGGCAUCCCGAGCGGGUGGGAAAAUAUGAUCCUGACCGCGGAAGGCAUCGAUAUUGGGCCGAUGAAUGUGCAGAUGAUGGAUACGUGGAACAACAUAAUUUCUCCUUCUUCGACGGUGUCGUCGGUAACGCCACUGGAUGAUGGAGGCAUUCAGCAGGUGAUGGUCGGAGACACGACUUCGAUAGUGAUGGGAGGUGGCGGAGUUGGUCUUGGAACUGGGCAGCAGCUAAUGGAAGAGUUCGAGGUGUAUCCGCUGGAGGAUUUCAACGAUGGGCUGUUGUGCAACGAUUUGAACACGAUCGACGGUCUGUUUCACGAUGAUAUAACAUUGCUCAGUCAGCCGCUUAGCCAGCAGUCGCCGAAUCUGAGCGGUGACAGCGCCAUCAUUCUGUCGCCAAGUCUGCCGCAGCAGAUACUGGGCCGUUCGUCGACCCAAAGCCUUUCGUCCGGAGGAAUAACCAUCUUGGCGAACGAGAAUACGGUUGGCAGCGUCGGUAGUAACAGCGUUUCUUCGGGCUUUGGACCUGCUACCGGCGGUAUGCAGCUGCUCACUAACGACCCGAUGGUGGCGGCAGGCUACAUCAACACGAACAGCAACAACAGCUUACUGUACGAUGAGCAGACGCGCAUCUCGUCCUCACCGUUCGAGCUGUACACCAAACAGGAACCGGGCAGUGCGGUACAGUCCCCACUGGCUUUUUCGCCCAGCAGCCACGGUUCCAGCCCGUCCAUUUCCGAGGGUGGCCAUCUGAUGGUGCCGCAAUCGUCGUCCGUCGGUUCGAGUGCGAAGAAUUUGCUCCAGCAUCAGUUGCAAAGCUCGUUCAACAACAACAACACACUGUACAAUGGCGGCUCCAGUACGAUCAGUGCCGGAAAGUUGAUAAAGAGUGGUGGUGCCACAUCUCCGGGUAAUAACAACAACGAAUCUGCCAAGAAUCAGAACAUUGGUGGCAGUAACUCAGGGCUGGACGGUGCAAUUCAACAGCAGCAGCAACAACAGAUGCCAUUGCGCGCUUCCCGGCGAGGUUUCAACUUUAGCCGUAACAGCGGUAAUGUCGGCCAGGUGCAGCAUAAUCCCAAGUAUUCCACCCUGCAGCAGCUACUGAUGAGCAACACCUCGGAUCGGUUGAGCAGUGGUGGUAAUCUUGUGCUGGGCCAAUCGGUUCCCGCUGGUAGUAGCUCGUCCGGAUUGCUGUCGGCUGCGGCGCUCAGCCCAGGAGCAGGCAGUUACUCGGGUCGUCGACUGCUGCAGGCUCAGCUGCAGGCGGGAACGACUGCAGCCGUAUCGGUCGGCUCAAAUGCCGGCACUUCCGGCACGUCCAUGUCGCGCCUUUCCUCGUCCGCGCCGACACACAUUUCCGGAUUCGAACAGAUUUGGCAACGGCGCGAACCACGUCCCCAUCUACUGUCAACUGGCAGCUUGGCUGAAGCUGGAUCAACCUCUUCGCUUAGUACUGGCAGUAUCCUUAGCCCGGAGGCACCAGAUUUCUCACACGACGAAGGAUACUCUGACGACAGUGAUCACUAUGAGGACUAUUCAAGCGGUGAAGAUUCCGACAGUGAGGACACGGGCAAGGUGUCGUCGAGUGCCAGCAGCAAAGCGAAGCGCUACUUCUGGCAGUACAAUGUGCAGGCAAAGGGCCCCAAAGGGCAGCGGUUGGUCAUCAAGACGCAGGUGGAGGACCCGCAUGUGCUGAACGCGGUCACCGAUCCAGUGUUCAGCCCGCACUGCUCCGUGCGUGGCAUCAAGAAUCUUCGUUUACAGCACAGCGGCAAGGCGCGAAAGGGCGACGGCAACGAUCUGACACCGAACCCCCGUAAGCUGCACAACAUUGGCAAGGAGCUGGACAAGCUCGGCCGUGUCAUCAACGAUAUGAAGCCGGUCAGUGAGCUACCGUUUAAUGCCCGGCCAAAGACGCGGAAGGAGAAGAACAAGCUGGCAUCGCGGGCCUGCCGGUUGAAGAAGAAGGCCCAGCACGAGGCAAACAAGAUCAAGCUGUACGGGCUGGAGACGGAACACAAGCGUCUCAUGAAUGGAAUAUUCCACCUGAAACAGAUUCUAGUGUCCAAGUGCAGCAAUGCGGUAACGACGGGCGAGAAUGCAGAAGAGUACAAACAGCAACUGGACACACUGGUGCAAACGUCAUCCAAGAUCAAAAUUGCUGGCAAUUCGACUGAGUUCGUCAACAAAAUGCUCGAGAACGUGCGGGCGGGCAACAACAUCAGCAUCGAUACGGUGUUGGAACAUUUCUAG